AUGGGCAGGGAAUUCUCCAGAAAUGAGAUGAUUAGUGAGAGCAGAGAAGCAACCUGGAGUUCUAGCUCCACAAAUCCCCAGGUCCCAUGUUCUUCCCUGGUGAAGGGGCAGUGGGGAAGAGCUGGCAUACAGAAAUGUGUGCUGUCCUCAGAGGAAGGGGACUCUCAGAGGCCUGGUACUGUGGCACUCCGUGAAAUCAGACGCUAUCAGAAAUCCACUGAACUUCUGGUCCGCAAACUCGCCUUCCAGCGUCUGGUGCGAGAAAUUGCUCAGGACUUCAAAACAGAUCUGCGCUUCCAGAGUGCAGCUAUUGCUGCUUUGCAGGAGGCUUUGGGCUAA
Molecule: messenger RNA, 339 nt
Organism: Arvicola amphibius (Eurasian water vole)
Lineage: Eukaryota; Metazoa; Chordata; Mammalia; Rodentia; Cricetidae
Product: histone H3.3 type a-like
Exons: 2
Coding region: 1-339 (112 amino acids)
Cellular component (GO): nucleosome
Molecular function (GO): protein heterodimerization activity; structural constituent of chromatin; DNA binding
Source: RefSeq, a predicted model, not a curated record